Messenger RNA from Bursaphelenchus xylophilus (pine wood nematode), 291 nucleotides. Lineage: Eukaryota; Metazoa; Nematoda; Chromadorea; Rhabditida; Aphelenchoididae. The record is from the annotation of a GenBank genome assembly.
AUGGUACGACACUACCUCCAUCUUAAACAGCUACCGAUCCCAGAAUUGCCGUCGCAGUGCCUUGAACAAGUUGUGGGUUUGUCGGGCCUCUCAAAUGAUCCCAACAUCUGGGUGUCCCCGGACUAUCAAAAAGAUAUUUUGAAGAAAAAGAAAGAGAACAAGAAUCAAAAAUCAGCUAGCUCUGGUUGUGGUGGCGACUGUGUUCCGUUUCAUCUAGGUAUGUAAGCACAUCUGUCCAUUUUUUAUGUAAUGUUUAGGUCCGCCACUGUAUUUGGAGACCCGAUAGUGUAG